UUAACUUUCUCUUGACCUCGCUGUCAGAUUAUAGACUUCGCAUAUUUUCAGUCGUUUUAGAUGAAAUAUGAUCUUCGGUUUGCCUUCACGUCGGUCUCCCGAUGAAUGAAUAACUAGCUGAGCUCAGAGCCGGGAUGUGUGCGUUGAGACGGCUGCACAGAAGCGUGCGGACCCUUCGUGGAUCCUUCACCCGUGGAUCGCUCACUUGCACCGCGGUGACACAAUGGCAGCCAGGCCGAUGUGGAGGUCUGACUUUCUGCCAGAAGCUGAGCACCGGUGGAGCCUUACGGAGCGACUUCCUUAAAGACCUGGGAGCCCAGUUGGCAGCGGCGAAGAAGAAGGCGGCAGACAGUCUGCCGGGCAGCAACUGGACGCCCUUCGAGAUCAACCCCAGCCUCCCCCCUGAGACGGCGGACAUCGUGAUCGUUGGCGGUGGCGUGAUGGGCUGGUCCAUCGCCUACUGGCUGAAGCAGAAAGAGAGGUUCUCCAAAGACAUGCGAGUCCUCGUUGUAGAGAGGGACCCAACAUAUUCCCAGGCCUCCACCGUUCUGUCUGCAGGAGGAAUCCGCCAGCAGUUCUCCCUGCUGGAGAACAUCCACCUCUCCCUGGAGUCUGCAGACUUCAUGAGGAACAUCAACGAGCAUCUCAGCGUUGUGAAUGAAGAUCCGGUGGAUCUGCAGUUCAACCAGUCGGGAUACUUGUUCUUAGCCAGCGAGGCGGUGGCUCACGUCAUGGAGCAGAACUACAACACCCAGAGGUGUGCGGGAGCCAAAGUUUCCCUCUUCUCUCCGCAACAAGUGAAGGAGAAAUUUCCGUGGAUAAACACAGAGGGCGUGGCACUGGCUUCAUACGGGCUGGAGAACGAGGGCUGGUUCGACCCCUGGACUCUCCUGAACGCCUUCAGGAGGAAGGCCAUGUCCAUGGGGGUCAUUCAGUGCUUUGGGGAAGUCGCAGAUUUUAAACACAUGAAACAAGUUAUGAUGACAAAAAAUGGGGAACAAAUGGAAAGGAGGACAAUAAAAUCUGUCAAAGUGCAGAUGCCGAACAGCCUGGAGUACCAGCCGGUGGACUGUGCCCUUGUUGUGAACGCAGCCGGAGCGUUUUCUGGGAAACUGGCAGAGCUGGUGGGAAUCGGCCUCGACCCCAAAGACUCCCUCGCUGGAUUUUCAGUCCCUGUGGAACCUCGGAAGAGGUAUGUGUAUGUGGUUCACUGUCCUGAUGGCCCAGGCCUCGACUCUCCCUUCUUAAUCGACUAUUCAGGAGUUUAUUUCCGGAGGGAAGGUUUGGGAGGAAACUACAUCUGUGGAGUGUCGCCGGAGGAGGCGGAGGAGCCGGACACCAGUAAUCUGGAGGUGGACCAUCAGUUUUUUGAAGACAAGGUUUGGCCCAAAUUGGCCAAUCGAGUUCCAGCUUUUGAGGAACUAAAGGUGACCAGCGCCUGGGCCGGUUUCUACGACUACAACACGUUCGACCAGAACGGCAUCAUCGGCAUUCACCCUCUGAUCAACAACAUGUACUUCGCCACCGGCUUCAGCGGCCACGGCCUGCAGCAUUCGCCGGCGGUGGGCCGCGCCGUGGCGGAGCUCAUCCUGGACGGAGAGUUCAAAACGCUGGACCUGAGCGGAUUAAGCUUCCAGCGCAUUCUGAUGCAGGAGCCUAUGCUGGAGCGGAACAUUGUGUAGAAACGGCUCCAAUUAGGAAAAGUCGAGUCUUAUUUUUUUAUUCAGUAUCCUGUAAGGAAGACGCUCCAGCUUUGGAAAUAUAGGGAACACGUGUUUUUUUUUUUUUUUUUUACAUUUAUAUGCCUUUUUCUUAAUUUUUUCAGUGCAUAUAAAUCACGACUGACAAACCAACAAACAUUGCAGGCAUGUGCAAAAGUGCCAGUUGCACCAAAACCUUUACAAUCUUGUGUAAAAGGAACAGCAAAUAUUGUCAUUUAAAAACUUCUAUGUCGAAAACUGAACUUUUUUUCUUGCUAAAAUCCAUAAAAGUGAAAGCAGCAGAAAGGGGCUGCACCAUAACACCAAGAAGGAAAACCAGCAACAACGACUUCAGCAAUACAACUGUUGUCACUCUGGGAAGAGUUGUAAGGACGUUUCCAAACUGUAGGAGUCCAUCGUUCUACACAGAUAAAUAUUGACGAGUGUCAGUUUCCUUUAAAUUAUGCCAAAGUACAAUGCUCAAAGAAAUGGUGACGGUUCGUAUGUUAAGAUGUUGAAGUUAAUUACAGGACAGUUAGAAAAAUUCUCCAUAAAGUGGUACUUCAUUAAUAUUGUGAGGAUUUACGUUGUAAAUAAUGUUUUGCACUUUUGACCUACAGUGCUUUUCAGAAACUGUGCACCAGAAGGCGCUAUUUAUCCAUUUAAUCACUUUUAGAGUUUGUCCUAGCUAACGUUGCAUUUAUUUUACAGCUAGUUUUAAGACUCUUGAAGACCAAGGAGACGGAAACGUCUCCGUGUUUUGUUUUACUAGGUUCAUAUGUUGUAUCUUGAUGUCCAAAAGUUGAAAAGGUCUUAUUUUUAUCUUCUUCUACUGCUGCCAGGCCCAGGGCAUGUUUGUAAAUUAUAUUUUUAAUCUUGAUAAGUUUAUUUUUCUCCUGGUGAAAUAAAAAGUACU
This is a messenger RNA of Xiphophorus maculatus (southern platyfish), 2616 nucleotides long. It is a transcript of the gene foxred1, whose product is annotated as FAD dependent oxidoreductase domain containing 1. Gene Ontology annotation, molecular function: oxidoreductase activity. Lineage: Eukaryota; Metazoa; Chordata; Actinopteri; Cyprinodontiformes; Poeciliidae. The record is from RefSeq and is a predicted model, not a curated record. The transcript is spliced from 11 exons. The coding region runs from base 135 to 1682 and encodes 515 amino acids. Gene Ontology annotation, cellular component: cytoplasm.